AUGCCCCGCCACAAUCUGGUGCCAGUCACAGACGAGCAGCAUGUAGAGGACGAGCCAGCCAAGGGCAGUGAUGGCAUUAAUAGCAGAGAGGACUCUGCUAAGGUGUCAGCGUGCAAGUCGACCACCCAUGACCACAAGGCUGGCACCCGAGAGUUGCAUCUAAGGACGGCAGUGUGUACAAGGCACACCAGUGUGCACCAGGACUGCCUUAUGAAAGGUGAUCCAGAUGCCUACUUCGGAAAGAAUCUCCUCUCCAUUCCGUGCUUGCUUGGCUGGAAAAGGCACAUUGUGAAGCAGAGCAAGAAAAGCAAGUGGAGAGUCGUCUACAUUGCACCUUGCAGGAGGUGGUUAAGAGACAUCACCGAAGUUGCUGACUAUUUGAACCUCUGCAAGCCACUCCUGACUGUUGAUCUCUUCCGCUUUGACAGCCUUGUCAAUGUUUUCUGUGAAUUUGUGCCUGAGACGGUGAAGACCUUUGUUGAAGACAUCGCCUAUGGCUAGGAGCAGGUACGUUUCCAUCACCC
This is a messenger RNA of Dermacentor silvarum, 524 nucleotides long. Its product is annotated as histone-lysine N-methyltransferase met-2-like. The record is from RefSeq and is a predicted model, not a curated record. Gene Ontology annotation, cellular component: nucleus. Lineage: Eukaryota; Metazoa; Arthropoda; Arachnida; Ixodida; Ixodidae. The transcript is spliced from 3 exons. Gene Ontology annotation, biological process: heterochromatin organization; negative regulation of gene expression. Bases 1 to 501 code for a protein of 166 amino acids. Gene Ontology annotation, molecular function: histone H3K9 methyltransferase activity; DNA binding.